Halichondria panicea is the source of this 1726-nucleotide messenger RNA. RefSeq names its product serine/threonine-protein kinase Sgk2-like. Gene Ontology annotation, molecular function: phosphatidylinositol binding; ATP binding; protein serine/threonine kinase activity. The transcript is spliced from 6 exons. The record is from RefSeq and is a predicted model, not a curated record. NCBI's taxonomy places the organism in Eukaryota, Metazoa, Porifera, Demospongiae, Suberitida, Halichondriidae. Gene Ontology annotation, cellular component: nucleus; cytoplasm. Bases 78 to 1616 code for a protein of 512 amino acids. Gene Ontology annotation, biological process: protein phosphorylation.
UAAAAAAACACGUGAAAGGGCUACGCCCAUCAAGAAAAAUUCAGUACACAAGGCAAAGAUUAUCCAGGGCUAAAAGAAUGGCUAAGCCUGCUUCUAAUGGAAGUAAUGAUUCGUUUGAGGACCUCUCCUCACCUCCAACGAGGGACUCAAGAAGCACCACAGUUUCUGUGGAUGAUUCUGAGACUUGGGUAGAGGCAAAGAGAUACACUGUCUACAAAGUAGUGAUCAGGCUGGAGGACAGAUCGUACUUUUUGUUCAGAAGGUACAACGAGUUCAACGACCUUUAUGACAAAAUUAAGAAGAAUUAUCCGUCUGAGGCUGGAAUAUUGAAAUUGCCGGGGAAGAGAUAUUUGGGUAACAAUUUUGCUCCGGAGUUUAUCAAAGGACGUCGUGUUGGACUACACGAUUUCAUCAUCAACCUUAUGAAGAUCCCCAACAUCUUAGAGUUUCCCCCAGCACGGGAAUUCUUGGCUAUAGAUGACCAGCGUUCGGCCCUUCCCAUCUACGACAAUGAGACCAUCGAUGAGCCCGCUGAACGAGGGGGCGUGGCAGAAGCAGACAGGGUAGAGCUUGGAGAGAAAGAAAACACCACGGCUCAGAUCACUGACCUCGACUUACUGAAAGUUAUUGGAAAAGGAAGCUUUGGAAAGGUCUACCUGGGCCGUCACAAGGGAACCGGUGCCUUCUAUGCCAUCAAAGUCCUUCAAAAGAAAGCAAUUGUCAAACGCAACGAAGUCAAACACAUCAUGGCCGAGAGGAAUGUUCUCUUAAUGAACGUGACUCAUCCGUUCCUAGUCGGACUACACUACUCAUUUCAGACAAGCACGAAGUUGUAUUUUGUACUGGACUACGUGAACGGUGGGGAGCUCUUCUUUCAUUUGCAAAGAGAGAGAGUUUUCGAUGAGCCCAGAGCAAGGUUCUAUGCUGCUGAGAUCAUAUCUGCCCUGGGCUACCUACAUCGGCUCAACAUCAUCUAUCGAGAUCUCAAACCAGAGAACAUCCUACUAGAUUCAAAGGGCCACAUCAUACUGACAGAUUUCGGGCUAUGCAAAGAAAAUUUGAGUUUCGGCGAAACCACCUCCACAUUUUGUGGUACCCCGGAGUAUCUAGCUCCGGAAGUACUCAGAAAACAGCUGUAUGGUCGGAGCGUCGACUGGUGGUGUCUGGGUGUGGUCACAUACGAAAUGCUGUAUGGGCUCCCACCGUUUUAUUCUCGUGAUGUUGCUCAAAUGUACGACAACAUUUUGCACAAACCUCUUCAGCUACGACCGCAUAUUACUCCAAGUGCACGAAACAUGCUCGAAGGAUUGCUACAAAAAGACAAGAACAUGAGACUAGGCUCUGGGAUAGGCGACGACGAAGACAUCAAAGCUCACCCAUUUUUCCGGUCAAUAAAUUGGGACGACCUGUUGAACAAGAGAUUGGAGCCUCCGUUUAACCCUCGAGUAAAGGACGCCUUCGAUCUCAAAAAUAUUGACUCGGAGUUUACAAAUGAGGCUAUUUCGGACACACCCUCUCCUCCGAAGCACGGGACAGUGGGCGUGUCCGUGAGUGUGGCUGACGAUACAUUUGCUGGAUUCUCGUACGUGCCCUCGACGCAACCGGAACUGACUUAAUUCUUUAAACUACUAUUAUAGUGCUUAUAAAUGUACCCAAAACUCGUGUGUGUGUGUGUGUGUGUGUGUGUGUGUGUAAAAGUUAAAAUUAAUAAUUUGUGGUUUUCUAA